Messenger RNA from Dibothriocephalus latus, 420 nucleotides. The record is from the annotation of a GenBank genome assembly. Lineage: Eukaryota; Metazoa; Platyhelminthes; Cestoda; Diphyllobothriidea; Diphyllobothriidae.
AUGCCCUAUCCAACCCUUAACUGGGCCUCAUGGUCGUACGGAAUCGCCGUUCUCUCCACCUUCUUCUCCUUUUUUGUCCUCCUUGCAUUUGAGUCCACCUGGCGAGAGGCUAAACGAACCCUGGAAACAGCAGGCUAUGAAUUCCCCAUGUCUGCAGUGCUUCGAAAACGUGAAAAGAAGGCUCUGAUUCAGGCCCAGGAAAAAGCAGCCGAGGUCACUGCCCUCGAACCGCUGGUUCAAGACGCCCUCCAGGUGGGAGUUCCGCUCUCCGAUAUGCCUGUCAAGACUUCCGCAUCCGUUAUCGGCGGCAAACCGGAGUCAGAGGUGUCUGUCGGGAGUACCAUUCGAUCCCGACGGGAUCCUCGAUUAGGGUAUCAACCUGGGGUGGCUACGGCUUCCAUGCUAUCGGGAAAACUUUAA